AUGGCGAACUCAGGCCCGUCCCUUUCCGUUCACGUCAAAAUCACUAUCGAUCCUUCUGAUACUGAGGCAUUCCUCAAAGCCCUGCAACCCACCUACGAAGCUGUCACCGCAGAACCCCUCAACACCUUCUUCGAGGUAUACCAGGAUGCACGAACACCUGGAGUCUUCAAGCUGGUGGAGAACUGGGAUGCGAGCGUCGAGUACAUGAGGACGGUCCAAGAGAAAAAGGAAUAUUACAAGGAGUACUUCGAGAUCACCAAGCCGAUGUACAAAAAGCCACUUGAGCUCGAAAUUUACACCAGAAUGCCGGGUAAUGAGUGGGUCAGCGUGAGGAAGGAUGCUUAUCCGGACAGGGAAUAG
This is a messenger RNA of Lasiodiplodia theobromae, 360 nucleotides long. RefSeq lists its product as uncharacterized. Lineage: Eukaryota; Fungi; Ascomycota; Dothideomycetes; Botryosphaeriales; Botryosphaeriaceae. The record is from RefSeq and is a predicted model, not a curated record. Gene Ontology annotation, molecular function: catalytic activity. The coding region runs from base 1 to 360 and encodes 119 amino acids. The transcript is spliced from 2 exons.